Messenger RNA from Colletotrichum abscissum, 741 nucleotides. Its product is annotated as 5-formyltetrahydrofolate cyclo-ligase. Gene Ontology annotation, biological process: folic acid-containing compound biosynthetic process; tetrahydrofolate interconversion. Bases 1 to 741 code for a protein of 246 amino acids. Gene Ontology annotation, cellular component: mitochondrion. NCBI's taxonomy places the organism in Eukaryota, Fungi, Ascomycota, Sordariomycetes, Glomerellales, Glomerellaceae. Gene Ontology annotation, molecular function: 5-formyltetrahydrofolate cyclo-ligase activity. The record is from RefSeq and is a predicted model, not a curated record. The transcript has 2 exons.
AUGGCUUCUCUAGUAGCUGCAAAGAACCAGCUGCGUUCUGUCAUGAAGGACAGGCUCGCUCUCAUUGCCCACGAAUCCAUCAACACUCAGAGCCGAGCAGUAUUUGAGACGCUCAAGACCUUUAAACCAUACGUGGAAGCACAGAGGGUCAGCGUCUUCCUCUCUAUGUCCUUUGGCGAAAUCCAGACAGACCAAAUCGUGCGCCACGCUCUGUCAGCAGGAAAGCACGUCUACGUUCCGUACUUACACAAGUCGCCUUUCCCGCCUGGGGAGACGCCGCCCAGGGUCAUGGACAUGGUCCGUCUCCGCGACAUCCACGACUACGAAUCACUUCAACCUGACAAAUGGGGCAUCCCCAGCAUUGACCCCGAGACGGUACACCAGAGAGAUCGCGUCCUAGGCGAGCCUGGUGCCGAGUCCCCUGAUUCCUCCUUCUUGGACCUGAUGCUACUCCCCGGGGUCGCAUUCGACGUCGACGAUAACUCGGGCUCACUACGGCGCCUUGGACACGGAAAGGGCUUUUAUGAUCUUUUCAUCCGCAGGUACACGGCAAAGUAUGACGGGGAGCUGUCGUCUCCCAAGCGUCCUGUAUUGCUCUACGGCCUGGCUCUCGCGGAGCAGUUCAUCUCUCGACCCUCCGACGGACCUAUUCCCGUGGCUCAGCAUGACCAACCACUCCAUGGUCUCGUUUUGGGCAACGGAAAGGUCAAGAGGCCGGCAGAUAGUUCCCACAACAAAUAG